AACCACCGUACUUUUCUUCACGUUCGGUUAAUAAUUCUAUUGAGUUUCUUAGCAGGAUUUCACGCCGACCAGUUCGCCAGUAGAUUUAUGCAGAAAGCUGUGCAGUUCUCUAAGAAUGAUAACGUGAUUGUAUCUCCAUUUUCUGCUCGAGAAGCCUUGGCUCAGGUCUAUGUCGGAGUGAGAGACCACGCCGCUGAUGAACUACAUCGUGUGCUACAAUUGACUGGAUAUUCAAAGGGUGAGGCAGUCGAAGAAUUUCGCAAAUUUCACGAAAUAUCGUCACCCGGCGGUGGAGCCACUUUAAAAAUAGCGAAUCGUAUAUUUGUGGCAAAGAGGUUUCCCUUGUUGGUAAACUAUAAAGAUCUUGUGAGGUUAUCAUUUCGAACAAGAAUCGAAAAUAUUAAUUUUGAGGACAAGGAGCUGGCCGCAUCACGAAUCAAUAAAUGGGUAUCAAAACGAACCGAAAAGCUUAUCGAGAAUAUCGUUAGCCCUGACAAUUUGCACAAUGACUUAAAAAUAUUGGUAAUUAAUGCCAUUUAUUUUCAUGGGAAAUGGAAAACACCGUUUAAUCCUAAGCUCACAGAUAAAAGACAAUUCUUCAUACCGGGAGAAGGUCUUGUUAAAGUGGAUAUGAUGCAUAGCUUUAUAAAUGCGCUCCAUGGACGAAUAAAUGUUUUGGAUGCUCAUGCUGUAGAGCUUCCCUAUAUAAACUCUAAUAUUUCCAUGCUGGUAAUACUACCCAAUAAACUCAAUGGCCUACCGAAAGUGGAGAAGCUUCUGGAUGAAGUUAACUUAUUAACGGUUACAUCUGGUUUUCUGAAAGAGAAAGUAGAGCUAGCUUUGCCAAAAUUCAAAUUUGAAUUUACACUAAAUUUAAAUAAUCCGUUGAAAGAGAUGGGAAUCCAAACAAUAUUCUAUAAUCCUGAUUUUAGUGAUUUGACAAGUUCUCCGCAAAAUUUAUUUGUUUCUGAAGUGAUUCAAAAAGCGGUAAUUGAAGUGGAUGAAGAGGGAUCUAAAGCAGCGGCAGUGACUGAAAUUGGAGCUGGGACGCUGUCGAUGCCGUCGUUUUUUAUUGUUGAUCAUCCAUUCCUUUUCGCAAUAAAAGAUCAACAAAGAAUUUACUUUGUGGGUCGUGUCGGAAGAUUGAGUUAAUAUAAAAUGUUUCGCUCUAUGACCCAUCUAGAAGCGAUUACUAUUCGCUAGUAGAUAUACGCACUUUAUACUUAACAAAAAAAAGUUUAUGGUGUUAUCUAUGGAAGCAAAAUUAAUUAAAAAGGUCUACAAUUUAUUUUGUCAAAAUGAAA
Scaptodrosophila lebanonensis is the source of this 1304-nucleotide messenger RNA. Its product is annotated as serine protease inhibitor 42Dd-like. The coding region runs from base 88 to 1152 and encodes 354 amino acids. The record is from RefSeq and is a predicted model, not a curated record. The transcript is spliced from 2 exons. Gene Ontology annotation, molecular function: serine-type endopeptidase inhibitor activity. Lineage: Eukaryota; Metazoa; Arthropoda; Insecta; Diptera; Drosophilidae.